GAGGGAGCAAUUGUAAAAGAAAACUCGUGACCGGCACAGGAAUGCGGGGCUUUAAAAAAAAGAAAUAUAUUUAAAUAUUUAGCUUCUAUAAAGUAACUCCCACCACGAACACCACCACCGUGACCCGGAACGAGAUAACUCAGUCUCAGCUAUUCCGUGAUAUGUGGAAGAGGCUUUAACGUUGCUGGCGCGCGUGUUUAGUUUAUUACGAAGAUUAUAUUAUAAGUUUGAUGUAACAAGACGUUACUAAUAUAUAUUUUUUAAUUUAUUAUUAGGGGCCGCUUGUGUUGCUAUUACGGAUAUUUACGCGCAGACUCCCAAGAGGUUAAUAGGAUAGCCGCUGAUGUUGUUACAACCUUCCUCGUUACUGUAGAUGACUCGGUAAUGUUGUACGGUGAUUCUAUUCCGCGAUUAUUUAAUCAACAUUGCGUAGUGUGCUACGAACUAUAUAGAUUUAAAGACUGUCGCGUGUGAGCGGACUGUUAAGGCCAGGGAUUGUAGACUGCCGCGCGUUACUAUAGACUGCUCGACAUCGGCCCUAUCAAUUGUAUGGGGUUUCACCCCGUAGAUUAAAAACAAAUAUAUAGGAUUCUAUUAAAGCUUAUUGACAGUCACUUCGCUGGAGAUACGAUUGACAAGGCUGCUAUCAAGAUGAUGCAGAUGUUCUUCCAGUUCUCGGACAAAGUGACGCUCCUCUUCGAAUUCUGGCAAACGCAUGGCCCUGGUGGUCUGGUGGGAUCCUUGCUCAUCCUCAUAGUGGCCGCCAUCGGCUACGAGGCCCUCAAGGUGGCUCGGUGGUGCAUCGAGGCGGGAGAGACCGCUCCCAGCGGCGGCUGCGGCCCCAGCGGCUCGGAACCGCGGCCCGAGAGCGACGGUCAGAGCGCGCAGGUGUCGCAGGGCGGCUGCGACUCGAUGCAGGCCUGCUGCCCGGGCGCGACGGCGAACGGCAGCGACGCGGAGGCCCUGCGCUUUCUCAAGCCGAUCGCCAGCGCGCAGAGGAGGCCGAUAAAGCGGCAACUUCUCCUGACGCUGCUGCACAUCGUGCAGGUGACGCUGGGCUACCUGCUCAUGCUCACCGCCAUGACCUACAACGCGUGGGUCUUCCUGGCCAUCGUGUUGGGCGCUGGUCUCGGGUACCUGCUCGCCUUCCCGUUCCUGCCGGCGUCGCUGCUGGUGCCGUCGGCGUCGCCUUCGCCUUCGCCGUCCCUCCGCGGCGCGACCGCGGAGGCUGAAGCGGCGGCGUCCCCCGAUCGGCGUGACCAGCGAUCGUCGCCGGCGUCGGAGUUCGCGCCGACGAUGGCGACGCUCCUGGAGGAGCCCCAGCUGCCGGGUCGGCACUCGGAAGCGUGAACACGGGCGAGGCUCCGCGCGCGAUUCGAAGUUGCCGCCCGCCGGCCGUCAUCGUCGGCGCUUCCUGUUGUGUACGGGGCGCGGCAAACGUCUUUUGGGAGGGGGGGAGGAGGGCGGUGGUGGGGGGGGGGUCAAGAUCGGGAAGAUGGCACGGCCGAAAACGUUGAUGCCGCCACCACCGCCACACCACCACCACCGCCUCGCCAAAGCUUUCUUACCAUCUUCAAGAUUCUGCAGCCGCUGCGUAACCUACGAAGUUUCCGCCCUUACCACAGCCCUCCUCCACUCGGUGGUCCUCGUGAUAUCUGGACCACGCCGUGCGCAUGCUGUUGGCUUUGCGCGUACGGCGGAGAGAUGGCUUCAGUCGGCCCUUGGGAGGAGAGGCGCGACGUGCCAUUGGAUCGCCAACAAGGUCACGGGAUCUCACGACUCUUUUGACUCUUUUUCCUGUGGGGGCAAUUGAGGUCGACGUCAGGUGCAAUUAAUGCGUGGCAGGAUCGCGAGAGGCGGCGACGGCUUUGGGGUGGGCCUACAUCCAGCAGUGGAUUGAUCACACCUGACGAUGACAACGAUUAUUAUUUGAAGUCAAUCGUUUAUGCCAACCAUCUGGGAGAUGUCAAAAAAAAUAAAACUGUAAAAUACGAGGCGAGGUAAAUGUGAACGUCAUCAUCAACCGUGAUUAAUCCACUGCUGGAUGAAGGCCUGCCCCCCCCCAACCCCCCAGGCCAUCGUGCAAAGUACGCAGAUCUGUUCUAACAUACCGUUCAGAUGUACAACUUCCUGAAUUUUGCUGCAUCCCUGUACAACAAAACUGGCUGACUUUAAGGGUUGCCUUAUCGCGACAUUUCUGUCUGCGCAGUACACAUCCCGUUGUACCCUCGCCCCAAGUGCCUUACAACUCGACGAGAUUGUCGAGCCCGCCGGAAAUAGAUUAUCCGACAGAAAUAGAUUAUCCGACACUCGAAAUUAUCGUUCCACGCACUUCAGGAGAUAUUCCCUUUUUGCAAUUGUUCGCAGUGUUAACCAUUCUAGUGCAUAUUCUUGGUUCUUUCGGUAAAGUCGCGUAGAAGGGAAACAAUAAAAUACUAAAAUUUUCUUGCUGUGGUUUUCACACCUGAUGAUGAUUGCUUGUGUUGCAGUCGAA
This is a messenger RNA of Petromyzon marinus (sea lamprey), 2494 nucleotides long. Its product is annotated as protein SLC31A2. The record is from RefSeq and is a predicted model, not a curated record. Gene Ontology annotation, biological process: copper ion transmembrane transport. NCBI's taxonomy places the organism in Eukaryota, Metazoa, Chordata, Hyperoartia, Petromyzontiformes, Petromyzontidae. Gene Ontology annotation, molecular function: copper ion transmembrane transporter activity. Gene Ontology annotation, cellular component: membrane.